GCUAACUAUAUAACUGUGCAUGCGUUUGGAAACUGUACUGCAUGUAUACGCAGGAAUAGCCUACGUGUGUUACAUAUGCGGAAGAACAGGGUUUGUUGUUGUUCAGGAUUUGGUGCCAACGCAGGACUGAAAAUUUGGGGUGGAAUUGCCGAACGGAAUCUAUCCAAAAUGGAAGCUAUUUUGAAGGAACAAAUUAUGAUUAAUCAGUUUGUGUCAGCAGCUGGAUGUAACGCUGAUCAAGCCAGGCAAAUUUUGCAGAAAACACAUUGGCAAUUUGAGACGGCGCUAAGUGUGUUCUUCCAAGAAGCAGCUAUUCCUGCUAAUAACCAUCAGUACUACAGACAAGGGGGACAUUCGAUACAUGCUCCUGCGAACACACCUGCAACACCGCCAAACUUUCCAGACAUUCUCACCAGCUUUUCAAAAUUGGGGGCGACCCCUACGGACAAAUGCCUUGGUGCCUCGCCCAUGGCAAUGGCCACAUCUCCCAUACAAACUGUCCAGCUUCAGCCCAGCUGCUUUGCCCGGCCCAACAGCAAGCAGUCGAUGGAAGUCGAGCCACAGAGGUGAAUCGGCACACGUCCAUUCCCUGUGGCAUUUGUGAUGCGGGCCACACUCGUAAGACUGCUCUUGAAGCUUUGACAAUACUAGGAAAACUCUAUUGAGAAGAUCGAUUAUGUAACGGAAGGCAGCAGAAUAUUGGGUUGUUGUCGGCGCACUGACAGACAUGUAAGGGAGGUCCAAUACGGAAUAGCCAUCACCAUGGAAACAGCAGGGAUUCAUGUGUCUUGCAUGGAACAUAUAUUUUGCAGCUGAUAUUUAGCGUAGCAACUGUCAACAACUUCAUGAAGAUGCGUCAAUCCAUUGAUCAUUCUGCAGGAGCUCCAGCCUUCUCAUGUUGACAUCAAAUGGGAGAUAAUGUACCUGCAAGGUAACAUGUGUGAGAGAAAUAGAAAGUGUAGAGGUCACGUGAGCGUGAAUGUAUAAAUUUGUACCAGGAAUCCACUUCCUCUAUGACUAAGACCAAGAUAGAUUUCAGGAAAUAUUUGGAAGGAGUUACAAGUAAGUUUAAUUCACAUGUAGAAAAGGUGCAUGUGCCAUAUACAUGUGUACUGUAUAUCGAGAUGCAUUUAUGCUUGAAAAUGACCAAGGUUAUGACAAAAGUUGAUGAGGAUAGUGUGUGUGUGUUCAUCAUUGCAUAUUUUACAUAUACAUUUUUGUGUAAGUAUGUACGUUGUAGAUUCUGUGACUACUCAGGAAGACCAUUUCAUUGACCUAUUGUCAUACACACAUACAUGUAAAGCAGCAGUGCAGUACAGUAUGUGAUGUACAGUAAUUUGAUGUUCAUAAAAAAUAUUCCUCGUCAUACAUGACGACGAUAAUGAUGACCUGUUACCUUCAAAAUCAGCUGAGCUAUAAUGGCACAUACAGAAAUGGCAUUGUAAGAGGACGUCUUUUCAAUUAACUCAAGUUUUAACAUACUAUGUACCAUUAUUUAUGCAAAUUUUGUGUUUUUAGUUUAGUGUACAUUGUAGCGAAAUUUAAGUAUUAAUUUGAUACACAUUUUACACUUUUUGUUACCGUACUUCAAACUACAUCUUUACACCCUUAAACAAUUUUGAAGAGGUCUCUACCAAGAAACUUGAGAUUAUUGAAUGGUAAACAAUGGUCUGGUAUUCUUGUCCUGUGCAUGUGAAGGUCAUACAUGGACAUGUGAUCUAUGAGUUUUGUUCUUCAAAAAGAAAUGCAUGUACAUGUACGUACAAGGUACAGCAGGAGUAAACAUUGUGAGUUUGCAAAGUUAUGUAAUGGACAUCAAUGAAAAGAUAGAAAAUAGAAGAUUACAGGUGCAUUCAUUUUAAUUUCCUUAUCAUAGACAUGUACAUGUACAUCUAUCUCAUUUGCACUUGUACAUGUUUUCAGAGUAUUUGGAAUUACAUGGGCAUUGCUCCUUUUUUUUAAAAUUGAUUUUAUGAUCAACAUUUAGUUGUGAUAUCAUAUUUUUAUUUUCCCCUUGCAUCAUUGUCUGUAAAAGGUAGUUUAUUAUUGAAUUUAGUUGUUGGUACAAAUAUUUUUACAAGUCUGCUAAUUUGAACUUGAAGGGGUACUACAUACAUGUAUAACUGUAUGUGUAGGGUUUGAUUUAUUGUUGACAAGUAUUUUUUUAUGAUUCUACAAUCUACAUGUAGCACACGUACAUUGUAUGCACUUUUGGACACAGUACAUGUACCUGUAUAUUGUGUAACUGUACAUGUAAGUGUUACUAGUAAAUGUACAUCAAUCUAGUAAACAGCUCGGUGAUAUACAGUUUGUACUGUCUACUUUACAUGCGUCUACAUGUAGGUUUUUUUUAUGUUAUGUUGAGUCUUUGUGAUAUGCAAAUGGUUGUUUGUGUGUGCUGUAUUCUGAAUAUCAUACAUUUAUCCUCAAUCAGCCAUUUAAUAUUGUGAUCAAUAUACAUGUGACAUCAGCAUCUUAUUGAAGGGAAAUUAUAAUGUGUAAAUACUGGUAUGUACAGACAGAAUGUACAGUACAUACAUGUACAGUGUACAGUACAUGUACAUUGAAGUGCCAGUACUUCCAGGAAUUUCCCAGAAAGAUGAUAUUCAUGAUGAUUUGUAUUUUUUAUUUCUACAUGGCAGUUUAUAUGAGACCUGCAUGUAUUACUGUUGAAGAUGUACACAUGUAACCUUUAUGACAAGGUUGUCCGUAAUUGGGAUUUAAAAGUCUAAUGAUUACAUGUAGGUACAAUAUAUUAGUUUACAGAAUGCCCAUUCUAAUUGUGAUUUUGAAACUAAUUCAACCGAGAAAAAAAAUGUGUUUAAGACAACUAUUAUUCAUUUUUUGGUUUCUCUUUUAAUAAGAUAAUUAAUAUGUAGGCAGACAUAUUGGCAUUGAAUGCAAAUUCGCAUUGAAAAAAAAUCAGAUUAUGUUUUGUGACCAAAUUCUACCAAAGUAAUUUUUGUUGUAAAAUUAUGCAGAAGCAUGUACAAUUUUAAGUUUGAUAGUAAUUUCUUUAUGUUAAUGGAUAAUGUCACAAGGUGACAUGACAUGCAUCAUCAUAGACUUUUCUUUGAGACAUUUUUUUCAUGAAACUGCAUAAAAGUACAACAAAGUUUGUAAAAAUAAAAAUCUUUGGCCAUUAUUCAUAAAUAUUUUAGUGGUUUUAGUAUCAAGAAAUUGUAUAAAAAAAAAGAAUAAGAGUCUAUUGAUGUUUUGGAAUCUGAACUUUCUGUAUUUUUUCUUUUCAUUUUUCGCCAUGUGCCAUAUUUAUUCAUGAAGUUAGGAUGUGGGCUUGUUUCAAAAAGAUUUAAAAUGUAUUGCAGAAUUUAAAAUUAAAGCCAAACAUAAAACCUACAUGUUUUAGUUUGAAUUUGGCAUGUAAUAAUUUUGUACAUGUUGAAGUUUAAUACAUGUAGCCUUAAUUCUUUUGUUGAAUUAACAAAAGAGCAUUGUUAUGAAGUGUUUAAUUUCUACUUUUUCUAUACCAAAUAAAACCUACAUGUUGUAGUUGUAAUAUGACAUGUAUUGAUAAAAAAGUGUUAUCUAUAUUAAAGUCAAGAUAAAUAUGACAGGUUUUGUUUCAUUGAUAAUGAAUGUCAAAUAUUACGAACAGGUGUAUAUGCUAUGCCAUGUGUAUCUCAUUCAAAUUCAUAUGAACUUACAUGUAUAUGCAAGUAACAAGGUACCAUUGUUUACCAGUUGAAGAUGUACAUUACACACAUGCAUCUUCUGUCUGAUUUUUUUUAAAGGAAAGGUACAGUAUUCUUUAUUUACAAUAUUAGUAAGUAGUGCAAUUUUGUAGCUGUAGUUUGGAUUCUUGGAUGGGAAGGUAUCUAUAAUAUGUUAAUCGCAUUUAAUAACUAAAACUAACCAUACUGAAGUUAUGUUGACUCCUAUAAAUGCAUCUAUAUGUUGACUCCCGAGAACCUACAUGUACAUGUAUUGAUUAUCGAUCAGGAACAUACAUGUAGCAACACACAUACAUGUAUAUUUGCAAACUAUACAUGUAGGUGUGCUGUUGGAAGUCUUUAAAAACAUGGUUUUACAUGUUCUGGUGUGUAGCCUUUGUAGUACAUGUACAUGUAUCUCUGUGACAGCCCUCAUCGCUUUAGAAAGAUGAAACAUAUGUCUGUAAAACUCUGCAUUGAAACAAUAUAGUAUUUAUGUUUUUAACCUUUGUACAUUUAGUAGGCCUACGCAUGAAGUUAAUUCUCGGUCUUAUCAUGGAGGUAGAUGGUCUUACAAUGGACCUUCUCGUCGAUGAUUGCAUUUUUUUGCUCAGUGAGCUGUGAGGAUUGACCAUAUGCCAGUGUCCACUUCUACAUUAAUGCCUUUGUCGUUGCUCCAAAUUUAGGUUAAUAUUUCAUCUAUAAUUUAGAUAUUACUUAGUUCUCAUAAGUGAGAAAGAUUUCUUUUUGUACUAUAGGAGUUUAUUUCCUUUGCCUUGAACCUUGAUUUCGUUUCAAGAAACAAGACGGUCAUGUGAUUAUAUGACAUAUGUAAAAUAAUGUUAAACUGUAAUUGUAAAAAGACAGAGAAAAAUAUUAUUGAUAACUGGUGUUUGUACUACUUUGUUCCCAUAUAAAGAUGUUUCAAUAUGUUUUUAUCACAUCAAAAUAUGUUAAUAAAGUGUUGAAAUGACACAUGAAAACAU
Molecule: messenger RNA, 4657 nt
Organism: Lytechinus variegatus (green sea urchin)
Lineage: Eukaryota; Metazoa; Echinodermata; Echinoidea; Temnopleuroida; Toxopneustidae
Product: UBA-like domain-containing protein 1
Exons: 3
Coding region: 76-570 (164 amino acids)
Molecular function (GO): protein binding
Source: RefSeq, a predicted model, not a curated record